Molecule: messenger RNA, 1542 nt
Organism: Cryptococcus wingfieldii CBS 7118
Lineage: Eukaryota; Fungi; Basidiomycota; Tremellomycetes; Tremellales; Cryptococcaceae
Exons: 4
Coding region: 1-1542 (513 amino acids)
Cellular component (GO): cytoplasm
Source: RefSeq, a predicted model, not a curated record
AUGGCAGACCCACAAGCACCCGCAAAGGGAACAGGAGAGCCCGCAAAGGAGAAUACCGCCGACGCCGCCGCCUCCGUUCCCCAGCCAGCCAACCCUACGCCGGCUUCCCAGGACGCUCCCGAGUCUUCAUCUACCCCUGCAACAGACCAGAACGUGUCCCCGACAGCCUUACAACAAAGCCUCAACAAAGAGAACUUCCAAGAAGAAGUUGGACAGGUCCUGGGAUCGUUCAACAGCUGGUGGGGCGGGGUCAAGAAGCAAUCUGCUUCCACUUUUGCCACGAUCAGAGCAGAUCUCGACAAGACUGUUACCCAAGCCCAGGCCGACUUUGAGUACCUCAAAACAGCCAAGGUGGAAGUUGUCGCCAAGGACCCCGCACAGUUUGAAGCCGAGCAGGAGGUUGAAAGGGCCAAGAAAGCAGCUCAGAAGGAAGCUGCUGCUCGCGAGGCUGCUUCCAAGGCGAGGGGCAAGGGGAAAGAGACCGAUCCCGCCGAGGACCCCUCUCUCUUCUCUGCAGCAUUCAUCAACCGCCUCACAUCCUCCACCAGUCAGCUCCAGAACACCCUUCGGACCACCUUGCAAUCCACGAUAGACGCCGCUGCCCAUAACCCCGCUCUCUCGAACCCUUCCGUUCUCCGUGAGCAACUUGUUGAAAACCUCAGGCUGUCCUCUGCGCGCGAAAACUUGCAGCUAUCAGUCAAACAAGCCGAAAAGCUCGCGGAAGAGUAUCUGCGCAAGGGUGAUCAAUGGGUCAAGGAUGCGGAGAAAUGGAUGGAGGACGCUGUCAAGGUUAUGCCCCCUGACGGUGAAGAGGCCCAUGGCGUUAGCCUAGGUGGUGACUACUACCACUUUUCGACAUCUGGCGCCCCUACUUCUGGUACCAACAGCGGCGCUGAAUCCCGAUCUCGCAGUCCUGCUGGUAUUAUUGCCGCCGGUUCCCGUAAAGAUGCUCUACUUGGUCAGCUCCGGGAGGACAAGAAUAUGCUUCUAGUCGACCCAGAGGGAGAGGCUGAGACUGACAAAAGGAAGGCGGAGUUCAGGGAAUGGGUCAAAGAGCACUGGAACGAUGAGACUAGGAAGGCUGGGCGUGAAGAUGAGGCAUUGGUUGGCGCCGUAAGAAUUGAACUCGUCCCCGAACAACUUUCGGACGAUCAAUUCUGGCAACGUUACCUGUUCCACAAGCACAUGAUCGAGGCCGAGGAGCAGAAGCGAAAGCUCAUUCUUCAAGCUACCCAGCAACAGGAAGCGAACGACGACUUUAACUGGGACGACGAAGAAGAUUCCACGCCCUCUGUAGCCGCUCCUGCCCCGUCGACUACCGCCCCUGCCGCUGACACCGUCUCAUCAUCGGCAACCCCCAAAGCCUCUACCGACGGCAAACUCCCGUCCUCUGCGCCCGGCCCGGUCAAAUCCGUUACCAGCGUGGCCACGAGCCCGAGAGAUUCAGAGGAGAGUUAUGACAUUGUCAGUGAUCAAGCGGUGAAAGCGAAGCCUGCUCCUCCAGUGGAGACAGAGGACGACGAAGAUUCGGAUUGGGAAUAA